Electrophorus electricus (electric eel) is the source of this 1579-nucleotide messenger RNA. RefSeq names its product chromosome 13 C1orf35 homolog (gene c13h1orf35). The record is from RefSeq and is a predicted model, not a curated record. Lineage: Eukaryota; Metazoa; Chordata; Actinopteri; Gymnotiformes; Gymnotidae.
GCAGGAAGCGCUAGGCCCCGCUUAUCAGCUAGGUACCGACACACGUGUAAGACGCGUAGAAUGCCUCGUCCCUAAAAAAGGAAGACUCCGUUUAUAAACCCGUCUGGAGCAACGGAAGCAUGUUCGGCUCUUCGAGAUCUGGAGGAGUUAGAGGAGGCCAGGACCAAUUCAACUGGGACGAUGUGAAAACCGACAAGCACAGGGAGAACUAUUUGGGGAACUCCCUCAUGGCACCCGUGGGGCGCUGGCAGAAAGGCAAGGACCUGACAUGGUACGCGCGAGACAAGGCGGGCGAGGCACCUCUGUCCCGAGAGGAGGAGCUGUCUGCGGUCCGCGAGGCAGAGCGCGAGGCGAUGUUGGCAGCUCUGGGUCAUAAAACUAUCCAGAAACGUCCGGCUGGUCUUACUAAGGAGGACCUGGUGGAUGUGUGUAGGAGAGAGGGGGAGGACCGCGGCGUGGACAGAUUAUCCGGCCUCGGGAGCUCCAGUGCUGGCACCCGAAGGAUGAUUCUUUCGAAACAGGAGAAAGAGGCUGUGAAGAUGGGCCUGCCCGUGUUCACGCAUCACAAAGCUGUUGGAGCUGCAGAAGCACCCAGCCAGAGGACGGAGGACGUGCAGCGGGCUGAAGACACGAACAGUGACAGAAACGGCGGUCACAAGAAAAGCAAAAAGGAGAAAAAGAGCAAAAAAGAAAAGAAUAAGGACAAAAAGAAGCAUCACCGACGGCAGUCGCCCUCAGGCCGCUCAGAUUCCGACGGCAACAGUAAAAACUGUGUGUGUGUACUGUGCUACAGACGCAGACAGGACCAUGGAGACCGCCGCGGUGCUAAUCCAUCACAUGGCAGCCAAAGUGGAGCCACUGCAUGUGACAGCCAUUCAGCUCAGAUGUCAAAGUUCAGGCAUAGAAGCCCCUCCCCUUAUUCUCGGGACCGCCUCCACCACAGGAGCUCCUCCCCUUCUCAGAGGGAGCACCCUCACCGGCGGCACGACACGGACACUUCACUGGACAGCGGGGGUCGUGGUCACGGUCGCCACGCCAAAAGAACGUCUGUUCCACAGAGCCACCGACAUCGACAUGACACCGACUCAGAUGACUGAUGCCACGAUCGCUACGCCUUCCUCCCUGUACUAGCCAAUCGGAGACUAGCUAGUCAGUGUCUCUGUGCCGGCGGGGUCAGUUUAGGCUGUUAGACAGACCAGUGUUUCAUGUUCUCUUAAUUCAACUCCAGACCUGGUUACCAAAGUUACCAUGGCUUUCCUCUGCCUGCUCAGGUGUAGUGUGGCACACCUGCUGUACCAGAGCAUGGGGUUCACGGUCCUCUGCUCACUAUAACCCUCAGUGAUGUGAAGACCAUACUGUAGUAGAUGCACCUUCAUGCGCAGGAUAGGCAGUGUACUGUGACCAGAACACCAUAUUCUUUAGAAGACGUUUUUAAUACUCCAAAAAGUUUUGGGUUUUUUUGCAUUCACAAUUACCAAAAAUGUAGUUUAUGGUAGUUUAACAACACGAAUGUGUGUGUUUCCUGGACGCCCUCUUUUCUGUAAGUGGCCCGUGAAAUAAACAUACUCUUUUUUUAAAA